This is a messenger RNA of Paramecium octaurelia, 1418 nucleotides long. The record is from the annotation of a GenBank genome assembly. Lineage: Eukaryota; Ciliophora; Oligohymenophorea; Peniculida; Parameciidae.
AUUUCAUUUGUAUGAUGAUGAAUUAAUUGUCACUAAUUUUAUUCAUCUCCAUUUUGGGAGUGAAUGGUUAUAUUUAGACUGAGAGAUGGUUUGAAGAAUAAUUGAUUGAUCAUUACGAUAGAACUAACAAAUAGACUUACAGAUAAAGAUAUUGGACAGUGGAGGAGUACUUCUAGCCAGAAGGAGGAGCAGUAUUAUUCUGGAUCUGUGGAGAAUACACAUGUAAUUUAAACUAUUUAUGAAACUCAAAGGUCCAGGAAUACGAAAGGAGAGACUCUUUCCAGUGGAAUUAGCGUAGACUCAUAAAGCAUUGAUUGUAGUGUUGGAGCAUAGAUUCUACGGUAAGAGUAUGCCAUUCGGAGAGGAUGCAUUGAAGAUUGAGAAUCUAAAGUAAUUGAAAUAUUAAUGAAAGAUAUCUAGGCAUAAGACAAGCAUUGGAUGAUUUGGCUUACUUUUAAUUGUAUAUUGUGUAAAAUAAGCUUUUUGGAGUCAAGUAAAGUCAUCCUUGGAUUGCAAUUGGAGGUUCAUACCCUGGUGCAAUGGCUGCCUGGUACAGAUAUCAAUAUCCACAUUUGGUGGUGGGUGCCUUGGCAUCAUCUGCAGUAGUAUAAAUUCUUACAGAUUUUCCUAAAUUUGAUACGUAGGUGUAUUUAAGUGCCUUGAAGUCGGGAUAGGAGUGUGCUGAUGAUUUAAAGGCUUUGAAUUAAUAUGCAGAAGACAACCUUGAUGUAGUGAGGGCGAGAUUGAAUGCACAAAAGUUGAAGGAUGACGAGUUUUUAUUUUAUUUUACAGAUGCAAUCAUUUUAAAAAUACAAUACGGUGGAAGAACUAGGUUGUGUAAUGAUCUGAAGGGGAAGACGAUUGAGGAAUAGAUGGAUUAUUUUAUCAACAGGGCUCUCGUUGAGGACAAUUUAGAAUCAUAUGGAUCGUUUUACUUGAAGGAUGACGUUUAUGAUGAACAGAAUCUGAGAUCGUCGAGACAGUGGAAAUAUCAAUGUUGUACAGAAGUUGGGUGGUGGUAAACUGCCCCUGAAUAGGAUUCGUUGAGGUCUGAUAGGUUGGAUAUAGAGUUUUAUAAAUAAUAUUGUAAAGAUAUUUUCGGAGAGGAUUUGAAGUUAUGGCCAGAUGAGGAUGUAGGGAAUGCUUAUUUCGGAGGGUUUGAUUUGCAGGUUGAUAACAUCAUCUUCACCAAUGGGGAUGAGGAUCCAUGGAAAUGGGUGAGUAUCAUUGAGGAGCAAGGCAAUUUCGAUGUCUAUCACAUCAAUUGUACUAAUGCUGGACACUGUGUGGAAUUGUAUACGCCUACUGAUCAAGAUUGCGAUCAAUUGAAAUAGGCUAGGAUUGAAAUCUCCUAAAUAUUUGGAAAUUGGAUUAGAGAUCACUAUUCAAAAUAAGAAUUAUGAAUAUUUAUAUCAAUC